UCCCCAAGCUCCUGGCGGGCGGAGAAGGGCCGCUCUCGCCCGCGCUGCGACUCGCUGGCGUCAGCCGGGCGGCGGAGGCGGAUGGCGGCGGCGGAGAGGCGGCCUGUGGCGGCCGGGAGGCGCCCUCGGGGGCCCGCGGGCCGGGCGGGCGCGACGCUGGGCGUGAUCACUGGAGCAGGAGACGGGAUUGGGAAAGCGUAUUCGUUUGAGCUAGCAAGACAAGGCCUCAACGUUGUGCUGAUCAGCCGGACGCUGGAAAAACUACAGGCGAUUGCCGUGGAGAUUGAGCGCACUACAGGGAGGACUGUGAGGAUCAUACAAGCAGAUUUCACCAAGGACGACAUCUAUGAGGAUAUUAAAGAAGAACUCAAAGGCUUAGAAAUUGGAAUUUUAGUCAACAAUGUUGGAAUGAUCCCCAGCCUUCUGCCGACCCAUUUCCUUAACACACCGGACGAAAUCCAGAGCCUCAUCCAUUGUAACAUCACCUCGGUAGUGAAGAUGACCCAGCUAAUUCUGAAGCACAUGGAGGCAAGGAGGAAAGGGCUCGUCCUGAACAUUUCUUCCGGGGUGGCCCUCUUUCCCUGGCCUUUCUACUCCAUGUAUUCGGCUUCUAAGGCUUUUGUGUGCACGUUUUCCAAGGCCCUGCAAGCGGAAUAUAAGGAGAAAGGAAUAAUUAUCCAGGUGCUGACCCCCUAUGCUGUUUCAACCCCAAUGACAAAGAACCUCAACACCAGCCUGAUAACCAAGACUGCCGAUGAGUUUGUUAAAGAAUCGCUCAAUUACGUCACAUUUGGCGAUGAAACCUGCGGCUGCCUCGUCCAUGAAAUCCUGGCGAGCUUUCUGAGCCUGAUCCCAUCUUGGGCCAUCUACAGCAGCUUGGUCAAGAAGCUACUCCUGACUCAUUACACCAACUACCUCAAGAGGAACGCCAACGUCCGAUAGUCUGGGGGCCUGAUGGCCAUGCAGCAUCAUUUUCUUCGCCAGGCUCUGCACUGACUGCAGAGGACCAAGGAGCAGACCGUCAGCCAUCACCCCCUGGAGCUGGAGGCCCAUGCCACAGACAUAGUCCCUAGAACACAAUUUGUGUGCCAGUUAGCUCAUGUUAAAAUCAAGGCCAAAUGGAGACAGGCCUUGAAAAUUCCCUGAGCAGAUAAAGCCAGCUUAUUCAUACAAGCAAAACUUAGUUUAGCUUAUUUUGUAAGACUAAAGAUGGGACUCAGGGCAGGCCGCCCUCAAUAUGUCACUUUGGCAUAUUUAUGAUUUUGAAUUAAAAUUACUUAAGUAGCAAGAAUACGCUGACUCUCCUUUGCCUUCUGUGACCAUCUUUGGAAAAUACAGUGAGCCACACUAAUUAAUCUUAAUAUAAGUGUUUAUUCCAGCACAUAUCAAUUAUGGGGAGUUGGCAUUU
Molecule: messenger RNA, 1408 nt
Organism: Myotis myotis
Lineage: Eukaryota; Metazoa; Chordata; Mammalia; Chiroptera; Vespertilionidae
Gene: HSD17B3
Product: hydroxysteroid 17-beta dehydrogenase 3
Exons: 11
Coding region: 82-942 (286 amino acids)
Cellular component (GO): endoplasmic reticulum
Molecular function (GO): oxidoreductase activity
Source: RefSeq, a predicted model, not a curated record